UUCCCUUCUUUUUUCAAAUUUGGAAUAUCGAUUUUUAAUGAAUUUUUAUUGAUUGAAAUUAUUAAUCGGUCAAGUUUUGAUCUCUCAACUAAAGUCGUCAAUCGAAAACAGUUUGAAACCGAAACACGAUUACCGCUUCUCUGAAUUGCCUGCAGUACUACGCCGGCAUACAGAGAGAGGGGAUGGGUCUCAAAAUCGGAGGGGAAGUGGAGAAGGUGAACGGGAAGGAGCUGACCUACGCCGAAUUUGUCGAAAAAUAUCUCGACAGAAACCAGCCGAUAAUCCUAACCGGGCUCACCGAUGAUUGGCGGGCCUGCAGAGACUGGGUUUCCGGCGACGGCAAGCCCAAUCUCCGGUUUUUCUCCGACCAAUUCGGCAGCUCCAGAGUUCAGGUUGCGGAUUGUGCUACGAGGGAAUUCUCUGAUCAAAAGAGGUUGGAAAUGUCGGUUUCCGAAUUCAUCCAGCUUUGGAUCAGUAGCUCGAGCUCUGAUAAUGGCGCCGCUGAUGGAAAGCCGUUGCUGUAUUUGAAGGAUUGGCAUUUUGAGUACCCGGAUUAUGUUGCCUAUAGCACACCUGUUUUUUUCCUCGAUGAUUGGCUGAAUCUAUAUCUUGAUAAACAUCAUAUGCAUGUUGAUCCUGAGAGUUACCAAGAAAGGAAUGAAGUGAAUUGCUCUGACUAUCGUUUCGUGUAUAUGGGAGCAAAAGGUACAUGGACUCCCCUUCAUGCCGAUGUGUUCAGAUCAUAUAGUUGGUCAGCAAACGUAUGCGGCAGGAAACAGUGGUAUUUUCUGUCUCCGAGUCAACAUCACCUUGUGUUCGACAGAUAUAUGAAGUCUUCUGUCUAUAAUAUCUUUGAAGAUGUUUGCAAAUCAAAGUACCCCAAAUUUGAAGAGGCAGUCUGGUUGGAAUGCACUCAGGAACGACAUGAAAUUAUCUUCUGGUACCAUCAAGUUCAUAAUCUGGAGGAUACUAUAUCAAUCAAUCACAACUGGUUCAAUGGUUACAACAUUUCUUGGGUGUGGGAUUUGCUUUUGAGAGAAUAUCACGAGGCUGCUGGAUACAUUGAAGACCUCAAGGAAUGCGAUGAGUUUGAGGAGCUUUGUCACAGAAAUCUCGCAGCUAAUGCAUGUAUAUUCUUCCGAAACAAUACAUAUCUUUUAUAAAUGGCAUAAUCAAUUAUCGCUGUCCGGUUUAUCUCAACCGAUGCCUACAGCUCUACUACUACUAGGGAAGCCAAUGUGUUGAGAUUCCUGAUUUUUUUUCGAAUCCCAUUGCUACUUGAGUUUAUCACUGCUGAGAUCAGUGAUGAUUGCUAGUUACAAGUAUUACGUUACGAAUGGGAAUUGGCACGAAUUCUAAAAUUGCUACA
Molecule: messenger RNA, 1369 nt
Organism: Salvia splendens (bonfire salvia)
Lineage: Eukaryota; Viridiplantae; Streptophyta; Magnoliopsida; Lamiales; Lamiaceae
Product: 2-oxoglutarate and iron-dependent oxygenase JMJD4
Exons: 8
Coding region: 183-1163 (326 amino acids)
Biological process (GO): protein hydroxylation; positive regulation of translational termination
Cellular component (GO): cytoplasm; nucleus
Molecular function (GO): 2-oxoglutarate-dependent dioxygenase activity; sequence-specific DNA binding
Source: RefSeq, a predicted model, not a curated record